Engraulis encrasicolus (European anchovy) is the source of this 5678-nucleotide messenger RNA. It is a transcript of the gene fnbp1b, whose product is annotated as formin-binding protein 1. The coding region runs from base 935 to 2950 and encodes 671 amino acids. Gene Ontology annotation, molecular function: protein binding. The transcript is spliced from 18 exons. The record is from RefSeq and is a predicted model, not a curated record. Lineage: Eukaryota; Metazoa; Chordata; Actinopteri; Clupeiformes; Engraulidae. Gene Ontology annotation, biological process: signal transduction; endocytosis.
CCCAACCCCCACCUCUUAUCCACUGCUAUCCCCCUCCCCUUAUCCCGCUCACACUCCCUUUGCGAGCGUAUACAGACGGGUGCAGUGGUCAUUCAGUCUUCUUACACGACGGGGUUCAGCUGUGCUGGGUGGCACUGUAUCUGUGUUGUCGUGCAGGGGGCCAUAGUGUGUGUCUAUGUUGAGGGUGUCUGUGUGUGUUUAUAUGGGUGUGUAAUCGGGUCACCGAGCAACCCCUCUUUAACCUUAUCUGGCCCGGAUCGUGUGGGCUCUGAUUUCAGGGGUCCAACCACGCCUUGGGCUUUUUAUAGCCUUCAUCCAAUCACAUCGGAUGCCUCUUGUCUGCCGAGCUGCUCGUCUCACUCUAGCCUCCGAGGAUUUCCAAUCGUGUGCCAUACUGUAUUUCAUUGAAUGGCUCCAUUUUUUAUGUUAUGCAGUGGGUGUCAAGGCUUUUUUUCACUGAGAGGAAUUUAAACUUCAACGGAGACUUUGCCAGGAGAGGAUUGUUUUUGUUGGAUUUAUGGCUUUUCAUCGAGGCACUAGUCUCCACGCCACCUUCUUGGAUAUGUAACCUGAGCUGCAGAUAGAUGCUUUCACCAUAUCUGAACUCCUGCCGUAGCAGCAGCAGAACCACACACCACUACGGCACUGGACCACUCCUACAGCAUACAGUGCAUUCUCAGUCUUUGGCCUGAAAUACUCAAAGUACUGUUUGUGGUUCUGGUGCUGUUGGGGCAUUUGUUAUUAUUAGGCUGCACUGACUCGGGCUGUGUAUCGUGGGUACCAGCUGAGGAGAGGCAGUUGCGGCUGUUUGUAUUUUGUUAUUAUUGGACUUAGCCGUGGACGUACCCUGGUAUCGAACUUCGAAGCUUUUGGGGACUAGACUGGAGGUAGGGGAGACUGAACCGCUUCCCUCCGCUGUGGAAAUUGGGUUACCAUGCUGCCCACACAAAAGAAGGAUCAGUUUGAUAACUUGGAGAAGCACACACAGUGGGGGAUUGACUUUGUGGAGAGGUACACCAAAUUUGUCAAAGAGAGGUCGGAAAUCGAGCUCAACUAUGCAAAGCAGAUCAGGAAUCUCUCCAAGAAAUACCAGCCCAAGAAGAACUCCAGAGAAGAGGAGGAGAGCAAGUACAGCUCGUGUCGAGCUUUCCUGACCACGCUGAACGAGCUGCAGGACUACGCGGGGCAGCACGAGCUGGUGGCCGAGAACCUGACGGCGCAGAUCAUCGCCGAGCUCGCCAAGUACACGCAGGAGCUCAAGUCCGAGAGGAAGUCGCAUUUCCACGAUGGACGGAAGGCUCAGCAGCACAUCGAAAACUCCUGGAAGCAACUGGAAGCAUGCAAGAGGCGCUUCGAGAGAGACUGCAAGGAAGCCGACAGGGCCCAGCAGUACUUCGAGAAGAUGGACGCCGACAUCAAUGUGACAAAAGCAGACGUGGAAAAGGCGAGGCAACAGGCCCAAAUGCGUCACCAGAUGGCCUCGGACAGUAAGGGGGAGUACUCCUCGUACCUACAGAAGUUCAACCAGGAACAGAAUGACCAUUACUACACCAUCAUCCCCAACAUAUUUCAGAAAAUCCAGGACAUGGAGGAGAAGAGGAUUGAGAGGCUGGGCGAGUCCAUGCGCACCUUCGCCGAGGUCGACCGCAGCAUCCUGCCCAUCGUGGGCAAGUGCCUGGAUGGCAUGACUAAAGCAGCCGAGUCAAUCGAGUCCAAGAAUGACUCCAAGCAGGUAGUAGACUCUUACAAGUCGGGCUUCGAGCCGCCAGGCGACGUGGAGUUCGAGGACUACGGCCAGGCGAUGAAGAAGGCGGUGUCAGAGACCAGCCUGUCCAACUCGCGCGGCGAGAGCAAGCCCGAGAAGUCCAACAAGAGACAGGGCAAACUGUGGCCUUUCAUCAAGAAGAACAAGCUUAUGACCCUCUUAACGUCCCCGCACCCGCCCCAGCCGCCCCCGGCCCCCCCUUCCUCCUCCUCCUCCUCCACCCUCCCCGCCCCCUCCUCCUCCUCCUCCUCCACCGCCCCUCGCUCCCCCUCCUCCUCCUCCUCACCUUCUGCUGUUCCCAACGACCCCCAGUCACCCAAGCAGCCGCGCGAGCCGCUGGGCCACCGCCUCAACGACCUCAUGACCUCCAAGUCCAAAAUGCACUGCCUCCGGAGCCUCAAGCGAGGGCUCACACUCAAUUCCCACGUUCGGAGUCUGAUUGAGGGUGGUGGACCUGAGGACUUCAGCCAUCUUCCACCGGAGCAGCGGAGGAAGAAGCUCCAAGCCAAGAUAGACGACAUCAGCAAAGACAUUCAGAAGGAAGUGGACCAGAGAGAUGCUUUGACGAAAAUGAAGGACGUGUACAUUAAGAAUCCUCAGAUGGGUGACCCCACGAGUCUGGACCCCAGGCUGGGCGAGAUCGCUCAGAACAUCGACAAGCUACAGGCAGAGGUCCAGAAGUUUGAGGGAUGGCUUGCGGAGGUAGAGGGCAGGAUGCCAGCGAAAAGUGACCCGCCCUCCAAGAGGCAGAGUGCAGUAUUCGAGACACAGAACAAUGCGCCGCCGGUGACCAACAACUGUGCACAGGACAGGGAAAGCAGCCCAGAUGGCAGUUACACAGAGGAGCCCAGCUCCGAGCCAGGCCAGCCCCCGGUCAAGCCCGCGGACCCCGAGUUCGAUGACGAGUUUGAGGAGGAGGAAGUCCUGCCUACCAUCGGCACCUGCAAAGCUCUGUACCCCUUUGAAGGUAUAGCUAAUACCUGCACGAACGAGGGCACCAUCUCAAUAACGGAGGGCGAGCUGCUGUACGUCAUCGAGGAGGACAAGGGUGACGGCUGGACGCGCGUACGCAGGAAUGAAGAGCAGGAGGGAUACGUGCCCACCUCUUAUGUGGAAGUCUUUCUGGACAACAACACCAAAGAGCUGUGGGGGUCACUGGCGAUGGAAUUCCCGUGGCUUAGCUGAUUCCUAAAAGAGUGUGAUACCGGAAGUGGAAGGUAAAGGACACGCUGCCUGGUCUGAAAUAAACUGUAUUCAGAAAGUGUAAAAAAAAGAGAGCUGGAGUGGGGAAAACGUUUGGGAGGGAGGAGAUGAAGAGAGCUGAUAGAAGAGGAAUAUCACAUUUUUUUAAGCUUUGAUACUUCCGAAAUCUUUUGUGUCUGAAUCUCUGGCUGUCAGUGGAGUGGGAAACUGACAUCAGAAAAAAACAACCUGGGUCAAAAAAUUGUCAAGAAGAGUCAGCUCCCUUACAUGUUUUAUUUCUUUUUAUAUAUAUAUAUAAAAAUACUCCUUACUUUUGUCUCUGAUUCAGCUCUGGUGUCCGCCGCGAGUGCACUGUUGUCAUGUGGUGUGUCGUCCAGUCACUCUAGGGGGUUUACACACUUCUGUCACAAACGUUGCACUGUCUUUUGCUGCUGCUGCUAUUGCUUCUUCCUGCUCUCUGAGACACGUGGCUUUGGUGACCCUCCGCUGGCAUGUGAUACAGUCUUGCCAUCUCCAUCGUCCUCAAGGAGGGUCUUAUCGUCCACGUGUUGCUCAGUACUCGCUUCUCAUACCCUUCGGUUGCCACUCUGUCUCUCUUUUCUGUUCACUUUCUCAAUCACCCAGCUCGGCUCCCUUUCUUAUAAGGAAUAUGCCACUGAAGGCCAGAGAUGGCAAAGACGGAGCUUGAUUUACUCUAAGCCCUGGAGGCUGCUUCAUGGAACUGGAUAAGAAUUGUAUGUGUAUUGGUGGAAGCCGUGCAAGUCAACACAUGCCGAAUGGGCCCGUUGAACAAGAAUGUCUAGUGUAGUAUGUCAUCGGUGAUCUAAAAUCAUAUAGCAGAAGCUUGACAGCCAUAACUCAAGCACAUAGCUGAGUGUUGGGCAAUGACACCUAUUCCAGUACUAACAUGGGGUGCCCUCUGAAGUGUGCCAUCUGUCUCACGGCAGGGCAGGGUGGCAUGGGUCUCUCGUGCACCCUUGCUCUCCGUGUUCCACUCCCAGUUUAGCUACACACGUCAUAAAUACGUCUGUGUGACAAACUGGCAUCACUGUCCCUCUGGGUUGAGUUCCUUCUUGACCUAAAUGCCAUUUGCGUAUCUUGUCCUUUUUUUUGUUUUGUUGCUUUUGUAUUUUUCUUUGCCUACGUAGAGCCAUCACAUCUUAAUCUAUUACCAACCCAGACAUCAAUCAUCAGGGUCUACAUCUUAUUUUCUUUGUUAAUAAGGUGUACACAUUGUAUGCAUUCAUUUCAGAUGUACUGUGAGUGAAUAUGAAACAGGUCUUGUCAUUUCACGUGUGUGUUGUUGGAACAUGACCGGCUUACGUGUUUUGAAUUCAUAAUGGGUUAUUUUACCCAUGAUGCUUUGCAACACAGCUACUGUUCAGCUACAGUUGAGUCCGUGCGUACAUUUUUUUACUCAACAAACCUUCGACUACCAUGUCAAGCCUUAAAGAGGCAUGAAUAAGAGAUUGAACCAGACUCCAUUUUAUGAAUACCAUGCCGUGUAAUGAUCUGUGGAAUAAUUCUUUUAACAGGCUUUAAUUUUGUAUUUGGCAAGGUGCUGCUCAUCAGGCACCUAAAAGCACAUGUGAUUUUAGUUUAAUAUUGUUUUCUUUCAUAGAUGGGGGUGACUGUGUUACAUAUGACUUUGGGACGAAGGAGCAAGUUUUUUUUAGAUCCUAAUGCUUUUUGUUUUGUAGCGUUUUUAAUUGUUUUCUAUUGCUGGAAAAUCUGACUUGCACCUGAAUCACGUAUGCCCAUGACCAAACCACACACAAGAAGCAUCACAGAGCGUCACCACUGACCUUAAGUGCAGUCAAGGACCUGAUGUUGUGUGGUGCGCAUUACAUUGUUUUGUUUCUCUUGAGGAAGCCAGAAAGUUGUGUCUGGGAGAUGUUCAAUGAAAAAAAAAAAGUUUAUAAAAUGUAUUUACUUGAGGAACAUUAAAAAACAAGACGUCUGAAGUGCUAUUGAUGUAAAUACGAAAUCAAGAAAUAUUAAUAAAUACCCAAAAUUAACUCACAUAGAACCCCAGUCAAGAUAAAAAAAAACCAUGCAUCAAAAACUCAUUACUUCCAUCUUUCCGUCCAACCCAAUGGAGACGUGUGUAGAUACGAGGCAAAUGCUGUUGUUCUUUUUUUUUUAUUUGCUGCUCUGUUACAUUGUUAGUGGGAAAGGGCUACGGAGCAAGCUGCUGUCUGGGACAUUAGCAGCAGACUCUGGGCUGUGUGACAUCCCAACACCCCCAGACUCGGAUAAGGCUGUUGGAUAUCACCAGGAGUAAGACCUGCGUCACUAACACAGAGACACAAACAUACAUACAGUACACACACGUCAGGAGAAAGGCGCUCUCCUUGCUCCUCACAGUCUCUCUAUUGCUCAGACCACACAGACGUGGCCCUUCUGUACAGACCCAACGCCUGGCCACCCGAGAGCAGAGAGUAUAUAAAUAUAUAGAUAAGAGAAUAAACUUAAGAAAAAAGGAGAGAGAGAGAGUCUAUUUUUAAGGUUUAACUAUUUGAAGGUGUUUUUUUUCCUGCUUUGCUAAAUUCAACCUUUUUUUCUUUUUAUUUCAUGGUUCAGUUUGAUUACAUGUCCAAACAAUGUGUUUUGCACUUUUUUUUCGUUUGUUCCAUUUGGUAUGCUUGUUUCUCAGCACUGAAUAUGUUGUAUUGUGUUAACUGUGCCAAUUAAACAUACAGAAAAUAAA